AUGUCUAUGACGGCCUAUCGACCGCUGCAGUACAGAGCGGCAGCGGGCUUCCCUUUGGGGCCUUGGGGUAGGGCUUCGCUCCAGGGCGCAUCUUUGUGCACUUGUGAGAAGCUGCUAGAAAGAUCUGAAGAAACGCCAAGUGCCUCUCGUCGGCUCCUUUGUGUCUCUCGAGCAACGGCGCUCAACUCUCAGCAGGUGGAAGCACUGUUGGGCACUUCGCACUUCGUGCUGCUGCUGCUGCCGCCUUCGGGCGUCACCCUGAACGCAACAGAGGCGGCGGAAAUUAGGGAAAUUGAGAAACUGUUGCUGGACAGGCACAGCACUGCUGCUGUUGCCUUUUCACGGGAGACUAGAGACGCAACUGUUCUACUGGAGAGGCUCAAUAGGGACGAAGAGUACGAUGAUGCCCCCGCGAGAACGCGGAUGCUGCGCCCUUACUUAACGACCUAUACUACGUACUCUCAGGAGUGGCAGCCUAUCAAAUCAGUCAAGGGCUCGACGCUGACAUCGUGGCUUCAUGGGCAACCUGGGCAAGAUGGCUCCCUUCCGCCCACAAUAGUAUUUGUGGCUCACCAUGAUGCCUUCGCUGCCGUGCCGCAUUUCGCGACGGGCAUCAGCACUGGCGGCAGUGGACUCAUAACUCUUCUUUGGCUUGCUCGAGAGUUGAAAAUGUUUUACAAACGAGAACCACUGGCAUACAGCGUGGCAUUUGUGUUGGCGGACGCUAGUGCAAUGAACUACGAAGGAGUGGCCGAUUGGAUUGGCCGGACAGACCCACGUCUUUUGAACGCCACUCGAUACGUGCUGUGCCUUGACAAUGUGGCCUCCACCGCCCUAAGUCUUCACACCCCGAAGGCAUACAAAGACCCUGAAGCCUCCCGGUUUAUGCAGAUGCUGGAAAGCUCGCUAUUGGAGGAAGGAGUGCAGAUGUCCAAACGCACAAAAAAAAUCGCCAUAGGAGAGAAGGUGUUGCCCUUUUGGCCACAUGAGCACUUCACAAGGGCUAAACUGAUUGCAGCCACCCUCUCAGCAGAGCCGGAGCUCAAACACCUCUGGAAUCGAAGCUCGCUGACAGAUGACAGCCUGAACAAAGAAGCCCUGGUGAAGACUGUACGAGGAUUGGCAGAAGGCACUGCGCGUUUCUUGGCCAAUGUGGAGAAGCCCAGUACUCGCCUGACGUUUCGCGGCGGUGAAGAGGCGUUUGACGUCUUCGUCAGCUCAUGGGUUAAGUUCUUCGCCUACCGGAACGUGCCAGAGUACAUGAGUUCGCCGUUUGCCAACCGCAUUUUUGUCAAGUCCCUAUCAGAGGAGAUGGAGAACGUGGGACUGUCAACUGAGCUGCAUGAAUUCGAUGUUGACAUGGGCGAAUUCUCCUUUUCAUACGAGCCUUCAGUAACCAUUGAGGUGUCGGAAACUCGUCCCACGUUUUUUGAUUGGCUGCUUCUUCUCGGGGCUGCUGCCUAUUCUUUUGCCAUAUAUUUGGCGAUCAAAGGCGCGAUGUCCACCAAUAUACUUGAGGGCCCAUCUUGUUCUCCUGCUGUAUCGCCAGCAAGCGAGCGGGGUUCGCCUCGUGCAAACGACACAAAAACGAAGUGA
Eimeria necatrix is the source of this 1596-nucleotide messenger RNA. RefSeq lists its product as hypothetical. Gene Ontology annotation, cellular component: endoplasmic reticulum membrane. The transcript is spliced from 12 exons. The record is from RefSeq and is a predicted model, not a curated record. Lineage: Eukaryota; Apicomplexa; Conoidasida; Eucoccidiorida; Eimeriidae. Gene Ontology annotation, biological process: regulation of signal transduction. Bases 1 to 1596 code for a protein of 531 amino acids.